Spea bombifrons (plains spadefoot toad) is the source of this 1472-nucleotide messenger RNA. It is a transcript of the gene SLC2A4RG, whose product is annotated as SLC2A4 regulator. Bases 98 to 1318 code for a protein of 406 amino acids. The transcript is spliced from 9 exons. Gene Ontology annotation, molecular function: RNA polymerase II cis-regulatory region sequence-specific DNA binding; DNA-binding transcription factor activity. Gene Ontology annotation, cellular component: nucleus. Gene Ontology annotation, biological process: regulation of transcription by RNA polymerase II. The record is from RefSeq and is a predicted model, not a curated record. Lineage: Eukaryota; Metazoa; Chordata; Amphibia; Anura; Pelobatidae.
GUGAGGUUUGCGCGAGGCGGCAGUGUGGGCGGGACCCCGGUGCGCACCCUCCGCUGGCCGGUUCUCCCCUUUACCCUGCCCCCUCCCGGACCGGAGCAUGGCGGCAGUAAGCGUCGGAACCCGUAACAGGCCGGCCACCCACACCGGUGUCAUCCCUGCCGCCCGGGGCCGGGUGCCGGAAACAGCUCAAGACGCACGGAACCGGGAGCAGCCUGAGGUUUCCGUGAACUCAGGAUCUUCACGCGGCCCGGAUUAUGUCGCCUCCUCGCGGACCGGGCUCUACAGGGGACCCCCAGAACACCAGGAGACAGAGUCCCCCCAGACGGACUCUGCCCGGAGCCGAAGUCUGGGUCUCCCGUCCUCCUCUGUCAUCCCUGUCCCCAAACACAGGUUGGACGAGGCCAUCGCCGCCGCUGCUCUCACCAGCCUGUCCUCGGGGCCCCUGGUUUUGAAAGUCGGGACGAGUCUGACAGGGGGCAGCAGAGAGCCAUAUGGCGAGAAGGCUGCCAAUUCCUCCAGCUGCAGCAGCAUCAACAGCUGCGACUUGUAUCGCGACACGUCCGUGCCAUCCACUCCCUCGCCGCCCCUGCGCCCUGCGCCCCUAUCCGCCGGGCUGGACGGGGGCAUCGAGGAUUCAGACACCACGCAUUUCCUGUUUGGCGACCCCGUGCCCCGGAAGAGGAAGAACUCGGGCCGCCUCAUGUUCCGCUGCCUGUGGAAGAAUUGUGAGAAAGUCCUGAGUACAUCGUCCGCCAUCCAGAAGCACAUCCGCGCCGCGCACCUCGGGCGAUGUACGGAACAGGAACACAACGACGGGGAAGAGGAUUUCUACUACACGGAAAUGGAUGUGAACGUGGACACGCUGAGCGACGGCCUGUCCAGCCUGACCCCCACAUCGCCCACCACGGCUGGCCCCCCAGCUUUUCCCUGUCCCGGCUCUCUGGGGGCAGCUCACGGCUCAGACCUCCCUCUCGUGUCCCCUUUGAGCCUCUCGGCUCCGAGCACUCUUUGCCACGUCCACGCAGACCAUGCCUAUCAGGCCCUGUCCCCCGCCAGCCUUUCCGCAGCUCCGACGGUCAGCUUCUCCUGGCAGUCGCCUCCCCUGCUCAUCAAGGCUCCUCCGGUCUGUCCGGUGUUGGGUGUUAAUGAGAGGAGGCCACCUAUCCUGACAUCUACAUCCGUCCAGAAGCACGGCCCGGGGGCCCGGAAGCCUCGAGGGGAAGCCAAGAAGUGCCGCAAAGUGUACGGGAUGGAGCGGAAGGACAUGUGGUGCACGGCGUGCCGCUGGAAGAAGGCCUGUCAGAGGUUCAUAGACUGAAUGGGGGGACAUCGGCCACCAGGGGGCAGCGCCCGGCUGUGCGGAGAAGCAAAGCGUUAACGUAGCAUUUACUGGAGAUUGACGCGUUUCCCGUGGGUUCCGAGCUGAUCUCUUGGCUGCGACUGGCUGGGUCACCAGAAGGGGCAGAUCUCGG